ACGACCGUUACGCCAACGUCUCCUUCCCCACUUUCGUCUCCCCCUUUUUCAAAAUUUUUUGAAAUUCAAUCCUCCGACAAAGGAAAGGCAAAUCGAAGACAGAAUUCAAUUCAUUCGGAUUCCGUUUCAUCAUCAUCGAUUCCCCUCGCCCUCUGCCUUUUGCAUCUCGCUUUCCCUCUAUCCAUCCUUCUUCUCUCUCUCUGCCUGUCAAAUUCCUCACUCCCCCUUCAGAGAUGGCGCUUCAACCCAUCGAUAAUGCACUCCCGUUGGUCCCGCCUGAGAGGCCGAAUAAGCAAGCGAAGGUCGCGGUCCCGAUGGCUAAGAAGCAGCAGCCCGACCUCGGAGCAGUGAACGAUGAGAACCAAGCUCCAUUCCCUCCUCUUCCAUCCUCUGGAGACGCCGUCAUCGACUACAUCCCUUCCGAAGAACUCACUGCGUUACCACACCCGGGAUCGAAGAUCCAGAGCUUGAUGGAGGGGCUGGAAUCGAAAGAUUGGACGACUAUAUGUGAGUGGCUGAACACUGCCAGGCGGUUCGCUCUGUUUCACGCCGAUCUCAUGAUCCCUAUGCUGGAAAGGGUUGUUCUGGUUCUGGUGAAGGCGAUGAAGAAUCCGAGGAGCGCCCUGUGUAAGACCUCCAUUAUGGCUUCGUCGGAUAUGUUCAAGGCCUAUGGUGACAAGCUGCUGCUGGAGGGAACCGACUCUGAUGCUUUCAACCAACUGCUUCUGCAGCUGCUGUUCAAAGCUUCUCAAGACAAGAAAUUCGUUUGUAAAGAAGCAGGCAAAGCCCUCAACUCCAUGGUGGCUUCGCUUACCCCUCUGCCCCUUCUUCACAGGCUCCGGGGUUACGUAACCCACUCCAACCUCCGAGUCCGGGCAAAGGCUGCUGUGUCCAUCUCCAGUUGUGUCUCAAAACUGGGACUAGAGAGAAUGAAAGAGUUUGGGUUGGGCACGCUGAUUGAAAUGGCAGCGGAUUUGCUGAAUGACAAGCUGCCCGAGGCAAGGGAGGCUGCAAGAAGCACCGUGGUUUCGAUAUACAGGGCUAUCACAGAAGACGAGGAGGAGGAGGAGCAAAAGCAGGAGUCGUGGCAUAAGUUUUGCGAAGGAUCUCUGCCUCCGAAGCACAUCCACUCCAUCACAAAAAUCGUUGCUUCCCAGUAGAGCAAUGCAUUGCCAGGUUAUGUAGAAGAUUGAAGAUGAAUUACGGAUUAGAAACACCAAUAUCACAAAAAUCAUUGCUUCCCUACCAGUAGAGCAAUGCAUUGGCAGGGCUAUGUGGAGGUUGAAGACGAAUUACGGAUUGGAAAAUAAUAUCAUGUAAAAUGCCCAUUUACAUGGUUAUGAUGGAUGAAGUAGUUAAAGUUUGAGUUUUAAUUCUUUUGUGCAUCAUUUGUUGUUAUAAUAACAUUGAACGAGUGAAUUGAAAUAUUUGCUGCUGAAA
Messenger RNA from Punica granatum (pomegranate), 1440 nucleotides. Lineage: Eukaryota; Viridiplantae; Streptophyta; Magnoliopsida; Myrtales; Lythraceae. The record is from RefSeq and is a predicted model, not a curated record.